This is a messenger RNA of Argiope bruennichi, 6795 nucleotides long. Its product is annotated as fibroblast growth factor receptor 1-like. The transcript has 13 exons. Gene Ontology annotation, molecular function: fibroblast growth factor receptor activity; ATP binding. NCBI's taxonomy places the organism in Eukaryota, Metazoa, Arthropoda, Arachnida, Araneae, Araneidae. Gene Ontology annotation, biological process: positive regulation of kinase activity; fibroblast growth factor receptor signaling pathway; positive regulation of cell population proliferation. Bases 328 to 2730 code for a protein of 800 amino acids. The record is from RefSeq and is a predicted model, not a curated record. Gene Ontology annotation, cellular component: signaling receptor complex; membrane.
CCUAUCGGAAGGGUCGGAAACUUUUUCCAUCCUCUCCCAUUCCUUAGUAGUUCCUCUUACUCACAUUGCUGUGGGCUUAGCUCAGAAGAAAGUGCGAGUACUAUUUUGUUGUGCAGAAAAGUGCCGUGCUCUAACAGUGACUGUUUUUGCGCUAAGGAUUUCUUUUUUUAACACUUCGAGCCAUAAUUGUCAGAUUGGAUGUGUACACGAUUACGUUUGCAAUAUAUCCUAAUCGCCAUGUAGACCCCCAGGGAAAGGGUUGACCACAGCGAAGAAGCGUUUAUCAGCGGCACAAAAUACAAAAAGGCUAAACAAGGGCUGAAACCAAUGGAUAGAAGAAGAUGGACGUUUCCUGCUUGCGGGAUUUUGUACCUGUUCUUCGCGUUGUGCUCUGCUGGAAAGCUCGCUGCGCCAAAAUUUAAGGAGGUCAACCCAAAAUAUCUCGAGAUACCUCUCGGACAAAAAUGCAAAUUGCGCUGUCCAGUAUCUGGAAAUCCUAAGCCCAUAGUAGAAUGGUUCAAGCAAAAUGUAAAUGGAACAUUAGAAUCACUUUCAAAUACAUCGACCACUUAUUAUAUUAGUCGGAAUAACAACCUCCACAUCGACAAUUUUACAGAGGCCGAUGAGGGUAUUUACACGUGUAAAGCUUCCAACCAACUAGGGACAAUAUCCACCAAUUUUACUGUCAAACUUACUGAACCUUACCUUGAGGACGAACCAGCCACAACGCAAAAAGAAGCAGAUGAUCAUCUAAAUGCUGAAAGAAACUCAAGUAAUUUUGCACCAUACUUUACGGGGCAGAUGAACCAGCUGAUCGCCCAUCCCGCAGGUGCUGCGGCAGUUUUGAAAUGUUCAGCCAGCGCUGUCCCUCCUCCCAGCAUAGAAUGGUUCAAAAAUGGAACACCCAUGGUCAAGUAUUCCAGAAAAUUCGAUAAAGAGGUAGUCUUCAGGAAGUUUUCUCUCGUAAUGGACCAACUGGACACAAGCGACGCCGGUAACUACACUUGUGUGGUAACGAAUCCCGUUGGGUCCGUUUCCUUCACUUUCAAACUGGACGUCCAGGAGAGGGUUUCUCACAGGCCCAUCUUCCAGGAGGCCCCUGCCAAUCAGACGGUGGUAGUGGGGGGACGGGCAAAAUUCGAAUGCAAGUUCAUUUCAGACCUCCAACCCAGGGUGAUAUGGCUGAGGCAUUUUGCCGUGAAUGGCUCCUACUCGGACCAGAGCGAACUGCCAUACAUCAAGCCAGUGACCAGCACGGACACCAAUGAGACGGAUCCAUAUGUGUUAGUGAUUCAAAAUGUCAGUUUUGAAGAUGAGGGCUACUACACAUGUCUUGCUGCCAAUGAGAUAGGUGUUUCGUACCGAAGUGGGUACCUGAAGGUGGUGGACAAGAUAAAAGAAGGGGCAGUGGCCAAAGAGAGGAAAAGCCUAUUUUUCUUCGAGACGGAGCAUGCCAUUCUGAUCGUCGUUAUCUUAUUCUUCCUCGUUUUCAUCCCAUCGAUAUGUUUCGUCGUAUUCCUCCUCCGGUGGAAGUAUUCCCUCCUUUGGUGCAACUAUUCUAAAAAGAAAAUCAAACCAGAAAACAUCAUUUUGACAAAGAAAAUUAUUUUGGAAAGGCCAGCUCGGAUGGGCGACUCGAACACCAUAUCUAUGCCUAUUGUAAAGAUCGACUACAAGAUGGUUUGCCGGCCACCCCACUGGAAGGAUUCAGUGACAGAAUGCUUUCCCGAAUACGAACUGCCCGUCGACAACAGGUUUGAAUUCCCUAGGCAAAACCUGAAGCUGGGCAAUCUGCUGGGUCAAGGAGCCUUCGCACAGGUGGUCAAAGCCGAUGCACUCGGUUUGAAGGGUAACGUGAAGCAAGACAAGAAAGAAGAGCCUUCCGUGACAGUUGCAGUCAAGAUGUUGAAAGAUGUCCAUACCGAUGCUGACAUGUCGAUGUUGGUGCAAGAGCUGGAACUUAUGAAGGUCAUCAGCGAAAGGAAACACAAGAACGUUCUCAACCUUCUCGGAUGCUGCACCAAAGGAGGACCCCUCUAUUUGCUCGUGGAGUACUGCGAAAAGGGUAACCUCAGGGACUUCCUGCGAUCUCACCGGAACAAUGCCUUCAACGGUUACGAGGAACCCAUCGGCACCAAGACCGGCUGUCUGACGUUCAAGAACCUGAUCCGGUACGCAUACCAGUGCGCCAACGGCAUGCGCUACCUGGCGGACAUGAAGUGCAUUCACAGAGAUCUGGCUGCGCGGAACGUCCUGCUCAACGAUGAAGACGUCAUCAAGAUCGCCGAUUUCGGACUCGCCAGGGAAAUAGACGAGACAGAGUACUACAAAAAGAAAUGCAAUAAUGGUAAGCUGCCGAUCAAAUGGAUGGCUCCGGAAGCUAUCUCCAGUAGGGUAUACAGCGAGAAGAGCGACGUCUGGUCGUACGGGGUCUUGCUGUACGAGAUCUUCACCUUUGCCGCCACCCCCUAUCCUUCCAUACCGCACGAGAGGCUCUACGAGCAACUCAUACUGGGCCACAGGAUGGCCAAACCCUCGGAGUGUCCCAUGGAAGUGUACAUGCUGAUGAGGAGGUGCUGGAGCCUGUUGCCAUCCGACAGACCCACCUUUGACGAGAUAGUGAGGUGUGUCGAUGGAAUACUGCUGAAUUCCCUGGAAACGGCUUACCUGGAGCUGAAUCUACCCGUUCUAGAGACACCAGAAAACAGCAGUUCUGGUGAAGAGAGCUAAUCGUUCGAUUCCGAGAGCGUCCUUCUUCCAGUACUUGUUUUUUAGAAGUAGUUAUUUAUUUUUCUGGAACAAUAUUGCUUUUAGCAAGUUGAGAGACUGACUUCGGCACAUUUCACAAAUGUGAUUGCAGACGUCCUGUGGCAACUAAAAUUGUAUAUAAUUUUUGUUGCGUCCUGUACAGCAUUCGUUUCUGUGUUGACAAACUGAUUUUGAACAGAUUUCUGGAACAAUAUUUCUACAACUUGAGAGACAGGCACAUUUCACAAAUGUGUUUGUAAACAUUUACAGACUUCCUGUGGCAAUUAAAGUUAUAUAUAAUUUUUGUUGCGUCCUAUAAAACAUUUGUUUCUAGGUAGGAAAGUUGUAAUUUUUAACAGAUAUUUUCUGGAACAAUAUUAUUUCUAAUGAAUUGAAAGACUUCGACACAUUUCACAAAUGUGAUUGCAGACGUCCUGUGGCAACUAAAAUUGUAUAUAAUUUUUGUUGCGUCCUGUACAGCAUUCAUUUCUGUGUAGACAAGCUGUAAUUUUUAAGAGAUUUGUAUAUCGUUCGAGUCACUUUCAUGUUGAUGAGACAGUGUGAAUAUUGUGGAAACUUGUUUCGACUGUGUAUCAUGUUAAACUGUUGAGUAAAUAUGAUAAACUGAGGUAAAAAUGGAACCCCUUUACCUUUCACUACUCACCAGGACUUAAAGUGUAAUAUUCACUAAUCAGUGUUUUACUUAUUAUUGUUUGAAUUUGAGAAUAGAAGGAAUGAGUUAAAACAGGCAUUUCAAUAUGUACUGCCAUAAGAUUUUGUCUCCCUCCCCCCCUACACACAUAGUUCUGCUUUGGAAUUUAAAAAAAAAAAUGAAUUUCGAAAUUAAAAUAAUUCUCUAUUAAAAUAAAGGCAUUUAUUAUUAAAUUUAAUUUAAUUAACAACCUUUUUUUCUAAAUUUUAAUAAAGGAUUUUAAAUACUUAAUAUUUUGCAAAUAAAUUCUCUGAAUUAGUUAUUAUUAUUCCGUCAUAAGAAGACCAAAAAUUAUUUAUUUGUUCAAAGAUAAUUUUUAAUGAAACAUUUGUUAUAACUAACAUUGAAUAAUUGUUUCCUAGUAAUGAUAUAUAUACAAAAUAUACUUAGGAUAUUUAUAUUUCAAUUUGGACCAUUGGCUAUUUUUAAACCACAUCUUAAAAUAUAAUAUAUAUUACAGUGCGUAAGAUAUUUUUAAGAUUUCUUUCAGUUUUAAAAUUUUCUAUGAGAAUGUCUGUUUCUAAAAUACAAGUAAGUUCAUUAUAGGACAACUUUAUCCAAUAUGCUAUAGUAGAGUGAACUAUUUCUUGUUUUCUAAUCGUUAUAUAUUAUUUUUUAUAAAAUUAUUUUUCAUGUUGAAAAUGUGAAUAUGCAUUUCAUAUCAUGUCCAAAAUGCAUGGCAGUUGCAUUUGAAUGAAAUUUAAAUGUGAACCCUUUUCCAAUGGAUUUUUGAAAUUAUCGAAAAUGUAUGCCUUAAAAUUCGUUUAAAAAUCAUUAAUAUUGUCCAGAAAUUAGCUGGAUUCACUAAGGGAAAAAAAUAACAAGGUAUGAAUUGCAUCUAUAUAUGACAGAAAAAAUUCACUUGCAAAUGUGACUUUUUUCAAUAUAUCUUAAAAUUUCUAUUAAUGCUUAAAAAUUCCUUAUGUGUAACAUUUUGUUAAGUAUUGCAACUGUGACUUUUUCAGUUUAAAAUUUCGGCUUUUAAAUUAAAAAAACGAAUUGCAAAAGAUAUUCUAUAUGGUCAAAAUAUUUACAGCAGCCUUCAUUUUUUUUAGACACUAUAAAACAGAUUUUUUUUUUUUUUUUAACUUUACCGUAAUCGGAAGCAUUAUUAAAAUCUGAAAUACGCCUGCUUAUAUUGUAAUAUACAUUUUGAAUAAUUUGGGAACACAACAUGGUUAUGGGUUAAAGAAGAUACGGUUCCUGUUAUCUCUGAGACCACUUAUCUUUUUAACUUUUUUCGAGCAAAAAAAGUCCGAAUGAUCAUUUAAAAAAAAAAAAAGAGAUCAAAUAAGCGGAAUAGCAGACGAUAAAUGUUUGUUAAUGAAAGGGUGCACAGACAGGUGGAGCAUAACAUAUACAGUGAUACAAGAGCUGAGGUGCUACAAAUAACUGCGCGAUGCAUCUGUGGAGAAGUAAGAUUCGCCAAAUUUUCAUAGAAAGAAAUGACAAUUGCGGUUUUCUGUGCAGAAACAUCAUUCUGAUAAACGAAAUUCUAGGGUGUUAGCCCAAAAUUGAUAAUUCCAUAUUUUCUGGUGAGCAAACCCUCUUGGUUCGUUCGCCCUUUUUUAUAGGUUGUUUUUAAUGACAAACAGACAUAAACACGUUUGAUAUUCAAUAAAAAGAGUUAUCAUUUUGUUGGCAGGUACUAAAAUUCCAUUUCCUUACUAAGAGUUGCUAUAAUAGCAGAUAAUCUUUUAAGCAUUAACUCCACAAGUUUCAACAACCUGUAGAAUCCGUGCAUAGAAGAGUAUCUGCUGCUAUCAAAGCCAGAAAUUGCAAUUUGUGCUCCGUGGUGUGAUGUUCCAAAUAUUUUGAACAUUUAGAGUAUUGUGAUUGGGCUAGAAUUAACCACUCAGUUAGUUCGGAUUUUCGAUGCUGCAUUCUAUAUUCAUUGGAUGAAAAUGUAACAGAUGAUUGUUGCAUUUCAUUUCCUUUUCUACAUAUACGUGCAGUUUGACUGCCCAUUGGAUGAAUAAUUUUCUUAGUGCAAUAUGUAAAAUGAAUUUUUAUUUCAAUAGGGCUCUGUCCACUGAUAAGAAAAUUUAAGUUUAAAAAUAAAUAAAAAUAUUGUCAUCAAUGUCAAGCCGUUUAUUGGGACAGUAGGUUCAAUACAAAUGUUUCUAAAAUGUAUUUAUUAUUUUUGACAUCAUUUAUUUAUUGAAUUUCGUUAUUUAUGAAAUUAAAUUUUUAUAAUAUUUAAUUCCAAAAAUUAAAAUUAUUGAAACCAUAAAAUUUCCCUUCUUGUCGAAAGGGUGUUUAAAAUUUGCACAAGGGAAUUAAUUUCAUGAAAAAGCAAGCAUUUACAGUUCUGUUUUUAACUUACUAUUUUUUCACAGAUACAGACAAAAAGUUGAAAAAUGAUGAACUACAACAUAUCAUUCGAAAGUAGAUGCAAAGUACCCUAAAUCCAUCCAUCCACAAACUUAAGGUGCAAUACUAUUAAUAUAUGCUUCUAUCAAUGACCUUAUAUUCAACAAUUAACAUUUCGCAUAUUCUCCAAUUGUGAAAUCUCCAAUUAAUCGUAUUACAGGAUUAAAGAAAACUUCGCUAAUGAACUAGCAUAAGUUAUUAUUUCCAAUGUACUGAAAAUGCUUCUGUAGAAUUGAAGAUGUGUUCAUCCUUCCUACAAUUAAACAGCUUUUAAUGAUGAACAUAAAAAAAAAUAACUAAACUCAAAUUAUGAUUUAAUUUCAAGAAAUCAUUAAUGAUGGAAAUAAAUAUCUGUGUCAUGAUUUUUGAUUUAAAUUAUCUUGAACUUUUCUUUGCAUAGCUGUUACUUGUCGUCAUAGUUAUUCAUUUUGUACAUGUUUCAUAUGGAUUUAGGUAUAACAUACUCACCCAUGUUGUAUAAAUUCUUUCAUGAUUGUCUUUAACUGCAUAGCUUUGUAUACUCAUCAGUAAAUUAUUUAAUCAUUAUUUUAGAGAGCUUAACCUUGCUAUAUAUAUUAAAUAAAAAUGUUAAUACCAUAUUUUUGUAUUGAUAAUUCAACAAUAAUCCCUUGCAGAUUUUUCCAGUGCCUUAAUUUGUUAGAUUAUCACAACGAAAAAAAUGUUUUAAUUCUAUAAUAAUCAUUAAUGAAUUUUGCAAGUGCCUUAAUUUGUUGAUGGCAAUGUAAUUCGAGGGAAAAUGUUAUUUCUUGUUGAUAAUUCUGUAACAAAUGUUCGUAGAUUUUUCAAGUGCCUUAAUUUGUUAAAUGUGAAGUUUUUAAAAGAAAAACUUGUUCCUUCAUAACAAUUUUUAUCAUUACGUAUAUUUUUUCAACUGCUCAUUAGCUUUAUCUUCUUAUCAUUGCAAAUAUUAUCAUGUCCAUCAAGUAUUUGAUCUUGAAAAU